Molecule: messenger RNA, 921 nt
Organism: Bathycoccus prasinos
Lineage: Eukaryota; Viridiplantae; Chlorophyta; Mamiellophyceae; Mamiellales; Bathycoccaceae
Product: phosphoglycolate phosphatase
Exons: 1
Coding region: 1-921 (306 amino acids)
Biological process (GO): DNA repair; dephosphorylation
Cellular component (GO): cytosol
Molecular function (GO): phosphoglycolate phosphatase activity
Source: RefSeq, a predicted model, not a curated record
AUGCCCUGUUCUUCUGGUCAUCCGCUCUUUGGUGUCGUCCCUUCGUCGUCGUCUUCAUCGUUUACGAGAAGGGAAACGCUUCAUCAUCAUCAUCAUCAUCAAAAACAACGAAGAAGAAGAAGAACAUCGACGGGCGCAACGACGACAACAAACGCCACCUCCGCUGGACAAAGCCCGCGAGAAGGGCGGGUGUAUUCCUCUUCCCCUUCCUCUUCCUUCUCCUCCUCUUCAAAACUAUCUCUGAUCGUUUGGGACGUCGAUGGUACUCUGGCAAACACCACAACCUUAGCUUUCGAAGCGACGAACACGGUGCUCAAAAAGCACGAGUUGCCCGAGAUAUCGCUCGAACAGUACGAACGUGGGAGCAAGUACACGACCCCGAAGAGGUUUUCCUAUCACGCGUGUGGCGAUAGCGAGGGCGAAAGAGAGUUAGGGGAGAAGUUAGGCGCGAGUUUUGAUGAAUAUUACGUAGGAUUAGUGACGACGGAGACGGCUGGAUUGUUUACCGGUAUUCGGACAAUCGUCGAGAGAACGAAGAAGACGGGCGGGGUGAGACACGCGGCGUUAUCGAAUGCGUGCGGAGAGUACGCGAGGAGGGUCGUCACGGUGAACGAAUUAGAUUCUAUUUUCGAAGUGAGUUUAGGCGCCGACGAUGUUUCGAAAGCGAAACCAGAACCGGAAGGCAUUCGAGAGCUUUGCGAGAAACUGAACGUAGACGUAUCCACCGCGGUUUACGUUGGAGACGCGCCGAGCGAUGGGAAAGCCGCGAAAGCGGCUGGGUGCAUGUUCUCAAUAGGUGUAAAUUGGGGAUCUCACGAUUUAAGCGAUGCGUCGAACAAAGAACAUUUCGAUAUCGUUUGCGAGACGAGGGAGGAGUUGGAACAGUUCUUUACGAUGUGCGGGGCUCUCGUUGAACUCUAA